AGUAAUGAGUGUUGCGUCUUUCCACGGCCCACUCAGAAGAGCACCUUCCCUCCUUUUACACUUUGCUCACUGACCACUCUUCCUUCCUCAUAUCGCAGAUGGCGACCCCCUCGUCCGAGCAGCCGGUGUCCUCGAGCUACGUGGACAUGCUCGUGAAGGACAAGGAAAGCGGCACCUUGGCGGCGCUAGAGACCAUCCGCGAAGCCGGCAACGAGGCCCACGUCCACAAUGAUGCGCAUAGCUCCUCUGUAGAUCCCACCGAUGCACAUAAGGGUGGCGGCGGAGGCGUCUCUGGAACUCGACAGCGACAGCAGCGCUCUCGCGGUCGUGAAGUCGCCUUCCGCGUGUCCACGCCGGAGCGCAUUCGUCGCAGGUCGGAGGUCCUUUACGGUGAAAUCCACACGAUGAUGGAGCGCCACGACGCCCGCACCGGACGCGAGCGCGAGGUGCAGCGGCGGGUUUCGCGUGGGUCGCGCGUGGCAAGCCCGGAGGGCAGUCACAACAAGGCGCGUCGUGGCGACUGCCCUGCUCAAGGCGGGUCGACGGCAUCUCCGCAAACGCCCCUGCCCGACAUUCAUCAAAUGUUUGAGGAAUCUCGGCGCGCUCACUUGACGGAGGCGCAGCAGCAACGCACGUACUUUCCCUCUUCCAGCAAGCCGACGACGUACUCGUCGAAGGACCCGAGCACGUUUAGUUAUCGCUUUCAGUCUAUGGGGUCUCCGUAA
Messenger RNA from Leptomonas pyrrhocoris, 725 nucleotides. RefSeq lists its product as hypothetical. The coding region runs from base 99 to 725 and encodes 208 amino acids. The record is from RefSeq and is a predicted model, not a curated record. NCBI's taxonomy places the organism in Eukaryota, Euglenozoa, Kinetoplastea, Trypanosomatida, Trypanosomatidae. The transcript has a single exon.